CUCAUUUCUACUCAAUACCAUCAAAACAAUCAGAUUCACCACUAAAAAAGUUCUGUUUCUCCAAUUCCACAUUGUUUCUGCUUCUUCCUCCAGCAGGAGAAGAAUACUCAAGAAAUUAGUGUGUGAAGCGAGAAUCCUAUCGAUCUUUCUGAUAUAGUGAUAAAAUGAGGCAAAGCAGAUCAAAGAUACUGCUGCUAUUAGUAGGAGUAUUAGCAUGUUUGGGUGCUGUUAUGGUAGUCGAAGCAGAGGACCCAUACAGAUAUUUCACUUGGGUUGUUACCUAUGGUACCAUUAGCCCCCUUGGUAAACCACAACAGGGUAUUCUCAUCAAUGGACAGUUCCCUGGUCCAAGACUUGACUGUGUCACUAACGAUAAUGUUAUCAUCAAUGUCAUUAACAAGAUUGAUCAACCUUUCCUUCUUACAUGGAAUGGGAUCAAGAACAGGAAGUCCUCGUGGCAAGAUGGAACCCUUGGAACUAAUUGUCCAAUCCCUCCAGGCCGUAACUUCACAUACCACCUUCAAGUUAAAGAUCAAAUCGGAACAUUCAUGUAUUUCCCCUCAUUACAAAUGCACAAGGCUUCCGGUGGAUUCGGAGGAAUCAAUAUGUAUACUCGACCAAAAAUUCCGCUUCCAUUUGCAGAACCAGCUGGUGAUUUCCAUUUGCUCAUUGGUGACUGGUACAAGGCUGGCCAUAAGGCAUUGCAGAACACUUUGGACUAUGGGAAAAAACUUGCUUUUCCAGAUGGCUUACUGAUUAACGGGAAACAAAAAGGAAUCAAGUUUAGGGGAGAUCCAGGGAAAACCUAUAUGUUUAGAUUAUCAAAUGUUGGUUUGUCAUUAUCAAUCAACUUUAGGAUUCAAGGUCAUAAAAUGAGGUUGGUUGAAAUGGGAGGGUCACAUACUAUUCAAGAGACAUAUGAUUCUCUUGAUGUCCAUGUCGGUCAAUCACUCGCAGUUCUUGUAACGUUUAACCAACGAGCUAGAGAUUAUUUUAUAGUCGUUUCCUCACGGUUUACCUCCCCUGUUCUCACUUCCACCGGAUACAUUAAGUACUCAAACUCGAAAGUUAAAGCUUCGGGUGCUCUGCCAGUUGGUCCUACUACCCAUGUUCCCUGGUCUAUGAAACAAGCUCGAAGUUUCAGAUGCAAUUUGACAGCGAGUGCAGCGAGGCCGAACCCUCAAGGUACAUACCAUUAUGGAAGCGUAAAGAUAAUGAAGACAAUCAGGUUAUCUAACUCAGAAGCUAAAAUUAACGGAAAACUGCGGUAUGCUAUUAAUGGGAUGUCUUAUAUAAACCCCGAUACUCCACUUAAGUUAGCUGAUUGGUUCAACAUUCCUGGAGUGUUCGACUUAAAGAGUUUCAACAAAAAAACUUCGAUUGGAGCUCCAGCUAAAUUUGGAACUCCUGUUAUUGGAGCUUUGCUUCAUGACUUCGUCGAAAUCAUCUUCAGUAACACGGAAAACACCAUCCAAUCUUGGUACCUUGCUGGAAAUGACUUCUGGGUCGUCGGGUAUGGACCUCUGAAGUGGUCAGCAGCACAAAGGAAACACUACAAUUUAGUGGAUGCUCCAAAAAGUUACACAAUCCAGGUAUACCCAAAGUCAUGGACUGCAAUAUUGUUGCCAUUAGACAACAAGGGAAUGUGGAAUUUGAGGUCUCAAAUCUGGCCAAGAAGGUAUUUGGGACAGGAAUUGUAUGUAAAAGUAUGGAAUGAUGAGACAAGUCUAUACACCGAGUACAAUCCUCCUCCAAACACGCUUUUUUGCGGGAAAGCUAGAGGUAAACAUGUCUAGUAAUCAGUGUUACUUUCUACACUAUUUAAGUUCCCUGAAGUAAGCUAAGUAGCUUUUUUACUUGUUACAAUUUUACUGUCAUUUAGUAUCAUCUUCUACAGCGAAUAUUAAAAGCGGCCA
Messenger RNA from Papaver somniferum (opium poppy), 1916 nucleotides. RefSeq names its product L-ascorbate oxidase homolog. The transcript is spliced from 6 exons. Bases 165 to 1796 code for a protein of 543 amino acids. Lineage: Eukaryota; Viridiplantae; Streptophyta; Magnoliopsida; Ranunculales; Papaveraceae. The record is from RefSeq and is a predicted model, not a curated record. Gene Ontology annotation, molecular function: copper ion binding; oxidoreductase activity.